UGUUAUGAAAUUUGGUGUUCAAUCCUUUGAUUAUAAAGAGUUAAAAUAUGGAUUUUCUGCACUGUGUACCAAAGAUUUUUUUAACCUUUGCUUUUGAGAAUUAGGAGUUCAACAAAUUAUAUCCUCUUGAUUUUUUUUACCUUGUCGUCAUGUCUCUACUUGAAAGUGUUCAGAUAUUCUUAGGAGAGCUUCCUUUUUGGUUACUCCUUGGAGUGAGAGAGUUAACAAACCACUGACAUGCUAACUUACAUUUUAGGAAGGGAUAUUGAGGAAUCCAAACUCUUUUGUCAAAUUGUAGAGCACAGACAUCCUUAUGUUAUGAUUUGAUCUCUGUACAGUUCAGUUCUUAGAAUUUAGCCAGUAAUGCUGCCCUUAGGACCCAGGGUACAAAAAAAAAUUAUUUUUUUUUUACUUUUAAUGGCAUUAACCCAUCCACUGGUAUUUAGAAGGAGUCAUUAGUAAGAGUUUAUCAAUUUCUCUCUUCACUUUUGCUCCAACAAAAGGCUAAUGCUCGAAACAUCAGCUUUGAAUCUCUUUACAAUGGUCAAUUUACAUUAUCAACUCAGUCACCCCCGCUGAUGCAGCACCACAGUUUCUUUAGAAACUUACCCCCUUUAUUUAUUUAAUUCUUUGGUUGUGUUGCUCUUAAACAGGCAGCCAGUGGGGUAUCAAAGCAUGGAGUCUUAUAAUCCUGACAGUUCAAAAUGCUUCUCUCAUAUUAACUAUGAGAUACACACGGACACUGCCUGGUGACAUGUACUUUUCCAGUACAGCAGUGAUGAUAACAGAGGUUGUGAAAGUAGUUACAACCAUGCUGAUUCUGCUGGCAGAAAAACGCAGCAUAGUUGAGUGGAUAAAGUAUUUAUAUUCUGUUAGUGUUGGUCAUCCUUGGGAUAUGGCAAAGAUGCUUGUGCCUGCUUGCAUUUACACUGUUCAAAAUAAUCUACUGUAUUUGGCAGUUUCCAACCUAGAUGCUGCAACAUAUCAGGUAUCUUAUCAGUUGAAGAUUCUGACAACAGCACUCUUCUCAAUUGCUAUGCUGAGUAAACCAAUUAAUAGGGUUCAGUGGCUGUCUCUGUUUAUGCUAUUUGUUGGGGUGUCUGUUGUUCAGCUACAGCCCGUUAAUGGUCCUGUGACACAAAGCUCGAAGGAAAAGCUCUCGACACAGAACACCUUGUCUAAAACACACAACCCUCUACUGGGGCUUGCCGCAGUUGUAGCUUCUAGUAUGUGCUCUGGAUUUGCAGGUGUGUACUUUGAAAAGACCCUCAAGGGAACUGCGACACCUCUGUGGGCCAGGAACUUCCAGUUGGCCAUAUUUGGUGUCAUUAUUGGCACCAUGGGCAUGUAUAUCAAUGAUGGGAGUAAGAUCAAAGAAAAAGGCAUUUUCUUUGGUUACCACAAACUUGUCUGGCUAAUUAUUGCAAUGCAGACAUUUGGAGGUCUUUUAGUUGGCAUUGUAGUUAAGUAUGCUGAUAACAUUCUAAAAGGCUUUGCAGCAGCUGUAUCAAUUGUCGUUUCUUGUAUUGUAUCAGUUUAUUUAUUCCAGUUUAAUCUCAGUUUGCCUUUUGUAUCUGGGGCUGGUUUAGUUAUGCUUGCUACAUACUUGUAUGGAAUAGGACAGAAAUUGGCUGUUCAAAAGAAUGCCACAAAUGGCUCUAAAGAUCCUAUUAAAACUGAAUAAUUUAUGAUAUCAGAUUAUGAUAAGUGUAGUAGAAAUUUUGCCACUACUGGUUAUUUCUCCAUUAUUUAAUACAAAUUUCUCUAAAAUUUAUUGAAAUCUGUUUACUCUCCUUCCAUGAAAUUGGUUUUUAUUGAGCUGAAUCAUUUUGGCAAUUGUGAUGUCUUGUUUACUUUUGAAUUUUUCUUUCUCUGAUGUGCUACAUCAUAAAAACCAGUUGAUAUUGAACAAACACAGUGCUCCAAGUUGCAACCAUUUUGGUCACCACUGGGAGUUAAAAAAGAUAUUUGGUAACCAAAAUUUCAACUUAAGUUGCUAAUUGGCCACCAACAGAUUUGGAAAAAAAAAAGAAAAGUGUGUAAAACAUGGUCAAAUUAUCAAAUUGAGGGGGUCAAAACUUUUUUUAUGGCAACCAUUUUAGAAUUGAAAGUGGCCAAUAGGCGACUUUUUAGAAAAUUGAACUUAGAGCCCUGAUACAUGUGAGCAAGUGUAUGAAUUUUCAUGCUGAUAUAGUCUUAAGAAUACAGUUAGUUUGCCAGAACUUUAAUUACAAAUGGGAACAAAAGUAGUAAGAGUAAUACUGGUUUGCCUUUUUUUCUGAUCAUGUAGCUUUAUUGUCAGAGCUAAAGAAAAAAUUUGCCGAAGACAGCAGAGCAUAGCUAACUCUAAAGGCAAUUAAAGAACAUCACAAAGUUUGUAUAUUUGCCUUUAAUAAAAAAAAAAACAACGAUUACAAUCUUACAGAAGGAUGUUGGGAAUUUGGUAAAUUACACAACAACAGGAACACUUAAAGAGCAGUCUUCAGAUUUCCUUUAAUAAUAACAUGACAGACCUUUGAAACAUGUAAAAAUAUUGUUUUUUCAGAGUUCAAGAAACUUCUUAACAUGAGUACUAUUUCAAUGAAGUACACGGAAAGAAUACUGUAAAUGCACAAAAGAAAGUCUGAAUUAUUUGUAAUUUUAGGGAAUGUUAGCCAAAAAUGAACAGUGGUGUUGACAGAAAAGAACUUCUUUUUAACAUCUUUACAAAGCACACAACGAGAAAAACAAAUCAAGUUUUCCUCUUCCAGAAAGAAACAGAGAAAUGGAAAGCAAGACUUAAGUACAAUGUUGUAAUGUUGAACAUUUUCCAGAAGUAUUUUUUUGAAGAAAAAAAAAGUUUUUGUUAAUUCCUGUUAGUGAGAUGACAUCUUCAUAACAUAUUCAGACACUGCAAAAAAAGUAUUAAGAAAUAGUAAUUAUGUUAACACAGACAUAAAUAAUGGACUUACAUAUAGACUGCUUUUAAAUCAGCUUUUUGCAAAUUGCAUUUCACCAAUAGGGGCAACAAACAGUAAAUUCUCUGGAGAAGGACAUAGACACCCUCUGUCCCUGCUGAAUUAGUAAGUCUCCCUUCAGUGUACCGAUUUACAAAAACAUUUGACAGACAGAAUUUUCAUGAUGUACAAUGAGUUAAGUUUUAUUCUGAAUUCUCUAGAUAAUUACAAAGACACCUUCUUGCAGUUGGACUUAGUUACAUUGUGUUUAACUCUUGAUCAUUCGCAGUGUUUGAGCAAUAAAACUUGGCAGACCUAAGCCAAUUGGUGGUCUUUGCUAUAAAACAUAUUGCUUGCUUGCAGAGUGAUGUAAACCGCAGUAACACAUUCCAUGUAGGUUUGGACUAUUGCAUUAAGAGGUCAACUAAUUAGUAGUGACAGCACAUGCAGGCAUCCCACGGUGUAUACCAACUUACCUCAACAGCUUUAAUAACUGAAUGGUUAGCUUAUUCAAAAAUGAUCAAAUAAAAGAAUGACCAACUUGGAAGGC
This is a messenger RNA of Pocillopora damicornis (cauliflower coral), 3486 nucleotides long. Its product is annotated as UDP-galactose translocator. The record is from RefSeq and is a predicted model, not a curated record. Gene Ontology annotation, molecular function: pyrimidine nucleotide-sugar transmembrane transporter activity. NCBI's taxonomy places the organism in Eukaryota, Metazoa, Cnidaria, Anthozoa, Scleractinia, Pocilloporidae. Gene Ontology annotation, biological process: pyrimidine nucleotide-sugar transmembrane transport. Gene Ontology annotation, cellular component: Golgi membrane.